AGGGAACGUUAAUGGCUGGUGUUUUUAUACGUCGGCGAGGGAGCAUAGCAGAGGGCACAUGCGUCAACACAAGCUCCGAGAUAAGCACUGAGCAAACGGCCAGAUCUGUUGCCAUCCCCACCACGCUCUUUCUGUCUCUGCCUACCCAUCUUAUCUUGGACAACGCGGGGCUGGGUUGUCUGGCAUCACCUCCCGUCUUUCCCUCCCUCUCAUUCUUUAUUUGUUCUUGUCAGAUCCCUUGAAUACGUUAUCUGGCUCUCGUGGCUCUGUCGGUGCUGAGCAAGAGGCUCCCACCAAGUAGUACGCAGUGAAUGGGCAGUGGCUGGGUUUGACUUUCUGCGGCAUUGCGGUAGGGGUGGUGCUGGUUGUGCUGUGGAAUCGCGCAUUUUCAAUGCUCUGGAGGGAGCCCAAAAUGCUCUUGCUUGUGCCUCUGGAAGACGGAACAAGGAGGGUCGUGUGCCUGAGUCAGGGCUGCCUUUUGAAGCUGGCCACGGGAGAGUCGUUGGCAGGUGGUGGCAACACUGUGACUGAAUCAAAGCCAGAAGCCAUGACGGCUGCAGCAGAGGCAGAUGCCUCCAGCCUCGGCUCAGCUGAGGACAGUGGCAAGGGUUCCUCAACCUCCGAGGAAGAAGAUGGCAAUGUGGCCAAGCCAACUGCAGCUGCGGGUGAAGCAGUACCAGAGACUGGUGGGCAGGAGCUGGUCUUCAUCCAGGACACUGGUUUCAACGUGCGAAUUCAGGCACCAGGCAUAGAGACAUUUGACAUUCAGGUGAGCUCUAUGGAGCUGGUCCAGGAGAUCCACCAGCUGCUGAUGGACCGAGAGGACACGUGCCACCGGACGUGCUUCAGCCUCCAGCUGGAUGGUACCACGCUAGACAACUUUGCUGAGCUGAAGAACAUCCAGGGCCUCACGGAGGGAUCCCUCAUCAAGGUUGUUGAAGAGCCGUACACGGUGCGGGAGGCACGCAUCCACGUGCGCCAUGUGCGAGAUCUGCUCAAGUCUCUGGAUCCCGGUGAUGCCUACAAUGGCCUGGACUGCAGCUCCCUGGCCUUCCUCAAUGUUGUCACACAGGGGGACAUCCUCGAGAAGAAGAGCCGAGGGGAAUCUGUCGACUGCACGCCACCAGACUACAUCAUCCCAGGCUGCAAAGAAAACCCACCGCUCGUGCCUCUGCUGCCACAGGCCAAGGACCAGAAGAGUUAUCAAGCCCUGAAAGUGUUGACCACCAGUGGUUGGAACCCCCCACCUGGGCCGAGAAAACUGCACGGGGACCUGAUGUACUUGUAUGUCGUGACGCUGGAAGAUAAGAGGUACCACAUCACAGCAUCUACAAGAGGCUUCUAUGUCAACGAGUCCACAGAGGAAGAGUUCAACCCACGGCCAUGUUCACCCAAGCAUGUUUACCACUCUCUCGUUGACCUGCUUAGUCAGGUGAGCAGCUCCUUCAAGCGCAACUUUGCCCUCAUCCAGAAGAAGCGGACCCAGCGGCACCCCUUCGAGCGGGUGGCCACGCCCUACCAGGUCUACUCGUGGCUGGCACCCACGUCCGAGCACAGCAUUGAUGCCAUUCGUGCAGAGGACGCGUUCUCGUUCAAGCUGGGCUACGAGGAGCACAUCCCGGGCCAGACGCGCGACUGGAACGACGAGCUGCAGACAACGCGCGAGCUGCCCCGCAAGACCCUGCCCGAGCGGCUGCUGCGCGAGCGUGCUGUCUUCAAGGUGCACAGCGACUUCGUGGCUGCUGCUACGCGGGGUGCCGUCGCCGUGGUCGACGGCAACGUCAUGGCCAUCAAUCCUGGAGAGGAGACAAAGAUGCAGAUGUUCAUCUGGAAUAAUAUCUUCUUUAGCUUGGGCUUUGAUGUGCGAGACCACUACAAGGAAUUGGGUGGCGAUGCAGCAGCUUUUGUGGCACCCUGCAAUGAUUUGCAAGGCGUGCGAGCAUAUGCAGCCGUGGACGUAGACGGCCUGUGCACGCUGGGCACGGUGGUGGUGGACUACCGGGGCUACCGGGUCACGGCGCAGUCCAUCAUCCCUGGCAUCCUCGAGCGCGAGCAGGACCAGUCGGUCGUCUAUGGUUCGGUCGACUUCGGCAAGACGGUCGUCACGCAUCCCGACUACCUCGAGCUGUUGAAGAAGGCUGGAAAUGCACUGAAAAUACUACCUCAUAGUGUGAUCAACGAGAAGAGCGAAGAAGUAGAGCUGUGCUCGUCUGUUGAGUGCAAGGGCAUUACAGGCAAUGACAACAGGCACUACAUUUUAGACCUGUUGCGGACAUUCCCUCCCGAUGUCAACUACCUCAUUUUGGAUGGCGUGGAAUUGUGCAAGGAGUCCCGAGCUGCAGGCUUCCCACGGGAACACAAGCACAAGCUGUGUUGCCUCCGACAGGAGCUGAUUGACGCCUUUGUUGAGGCUCGGUACGUGCUGUUCAUGAAGCUUGCCGCCUUCCACCUGCGAAGCCUAGAGAAAAAGCAGCUGGCCAAGGACGGCGAGGAGGCGAAGAAGGAGGACUCCAAGGAAGGGUCACCAGAGAUGGACACCGAAAACAAGGAAAAGUCAGAGCCACCUCUGAUGCCUGGGGAGAUCAGGAAGUCAGCAGAGCGGUUGACAAACGGAGACAGUCCUGGCACCAACGGCGCAUUGCCCGAUGCCGAAAGUCAGAAAGAUGUGAUCGUCAAGGCAGCUCGGGGUGUUGGGUCCCUGAAGGAUACAGAGUUUGACAUCCGGUUCAAUCCUGAUGUGUUCUCUCCUGGAGUGAAGCACGCUGGUGAUGAAGAGCAGCUGAAGAGGCAGCGGCGUCUAGUCAUUGAGGCAGCAGACUUUUUGGUCGCUGACCAACUACCCGCUUUUGUGAAAGACUGCGCGGAUCACUCCUGCUCUCCCAUCGAUGGAAUUACACUCAGCGAGGCCAUGCACAGUCGGGGCAUCAACAUGAGGUAUUUGGGACGGCUCGCAGACAUGCUGGCGCCCAUGGAACAGCUCAAGUAUUUGCAUGCGGUGGUGGUGGGUGAGCUGCUGACCCGUGCAGCCAAGCACCUGCUGACCACCCACCUACAGGGGGUCGACCCCACCAACAUGGCAGCCGCCAUCAGCCACUUUCUCAACUGCUUCCUAGCUGCGCCUACCGCCAACGUCCAGGCACCCGUGUCCUCCGAUGAGCUCAAGGGUAACCGGAAGAAGGGCAAGAGGAAAGGAAGGCACAACCUGUUCUCUGUACAAGACUCCAGCGAGUGGGCAAGCCUGACGCCACGCUCCCUGUGGGAGCAACUGCGUGGGGAGCUGCGGUCUUACUACGGCUGGGAGCUGCCCUCGACGGCCGCGUCGGCCGGCGGGUGUCCGGACGAGUACCUCGGGAGCCUGCGUCUGCUCAAGUGCUCCCUCCUGCGUUCCAUCUGCCUCAAGACGGGCCUGCAGCUGCUGCAUCGCGAGUACGCCCUGGAUAACCGGGCGCGAGCCCCUUUCACCGAGGACGACAUUCUCCAGGUGUUCCCGGUGGCCAAGCACGUGCAUCCUCGUGCAACGGAUGCAUACCACUUCUACCUGACGGGCCAGAGCAAGAUCCAGCAGGGCCUGCUCCGCGAGGGCUACGAGCUGGUCAGCGAGGCCCUGAACCUGAUGAACAACGUCUACGGAGCGCUGCACCCGGAGAUCGCCCAGUGUCUGCGUCUACUGGCUCGCCUGUGCUACGUUAUGGGAGACCACCUCGAGGCCAUGGCCUACCAGCAGAAGGCUGUGCUCAUGAGUGAACGAGUGAACGGAAUCGACCACCCUUACACCAUCACUGAAUAUACCCACCUCGCUCUGUACUGCUUCGCAAAUUCGCAAGUGACGACGACGUUGAAGCUACUAUACCGGGCAAGGUACCUCAUGCUGCUCGCAUGCGGGGAGAACCAUCCCGAGAUGCCCGUGCUCGAUAGCAAUAUUGGCCUCAUUCUGCACGCUGUCGGCGAGUACGACUUGUCAUUAAGAUUCCUCGAGAAUGCCCUCAAGCUGAACAUUGCGUUCUAUGGUAGCCGCAGCCUGAAGGUGGCGGUCAGCUACCACUUGGUGGCUCGUGCUCAAUCCUGUCUGGGCGAAUUCCGAUCUGCCCUGCAGAACGAGAAGGAGACCUACACCAUCUACAAGGCGCAGCUUGGCGAGGAGCACGACAAGACUCGCGAGAGCUCGGAGUGCCUGCGCCACCUAACGCAGCAGGCGGUGGUGCUCCAGAAGAAGAUCAACGACAUCUACAAGAAGAACACCACAGCUGCUCUCCCUCCUAUUCAGAUCCAGGCACCUUCCCAGAGCAAUGUCCUCGAGAUGCUCAACAUAAUCAACGGCAUCCUUUUUGUACAGAUCAGUCCGCAGGACAUUGAAAACUUCAAGGCCGAGUUGGAACGCCGACAGCAGCUGGCUGCAGCCGAAAAGAAGUCUGCCACUCCUGAUGAGGGAGCAGCCGCUAAGGAGCCGUCGGACGCUUGUAAUGGUGGUGCUGUGGCACAGUCUGGUAGUGCGUUGACAAAUGGCAGUAGUCCCGUCAACGCGACGACAACAACGACGGAGACGUCUUCCUCUGGGGAUGCCACCGUUGCAGCCGAAGUACCAAGCCGGUGAGGAGGACGGCAUCGCAUCACCGUCGCCGACAUUACCAUCUGAGAGGCAUGCAUCCCUUCCGUCAACUUUCUUGUGUGGAAGACUCGUGAGACAAUACCAGCACCCGCGGGGCUUGCCGGAUGGACUCUUUAAUCCGUGCCCGUCGCAUCAUCUAUUUACUCUUUCCCCCCACCCAGGCUCUUUCCCCCUUUUCUUUCUUACACAAUGUAGCAUUGUAAAUUUCCCCGCUCAUUCUUUGCACACCUCAAUUUACCUUUUUCUUCUUGCUGUUGUGGUUUUAUUACUUAGAUAGCAAGUGCACGAAAUUGAGUGUGACUUCUUCCUGGCUUGGGAGGGAGAGUUAUUCUUUUUUUUUCUCUCUCUCUCUUCAGGCUUAGCCUUUUUUUUUUUUUUUUUGGACAAGUGUGCUGUGCAUAUGUCUUCUGGCUCAACGACAUCCUUUCUGAGGGAAGUUGCACUUAACCGUGGAAGCGUACCGCAUUUAUUUUUUUUCUCUUGCCUACAGGCUAAAAGAGUCGCUACUUUCUUAACGCUUGACACACACCGCAUCAGAAAAUGACUGUGCAUAGGAAAGCAGAAGCUUUCAUCGCCAAGUAGCGUGUAAAGCCAGAGUUGUUGCACUCUGGAGCUGUCCUUCCAUAGUGGUCUCUCAAACAGCACAUGCAUGUCUUUUGUUUUUUUAAGUAUGCCGCAAACAGAUCAAAGCAGCUGUGGUGGAUUUUUUUUCCGAGAUCUGUUGUCUGAAAUGCUGCUGUUUGGCAAUACUGUGCUAGAGCAAUCGCUGAGCGAGUGAAAGUAGACUCUGCCCAAUUGCGGGAAUGUACCGUAGCGAACCGUUGGCCGUCGUUGCUAGAAAGCGUCCAAGCUCAUGUCCUUCUGUGCACAUAUUGCAAAUGAGUUGUGCUGUCCAAUCAAUGAACCUUCCUGUCUGCAAUUGUGAAGCUGCCAUUUUUCAGACCUUCCGUUGCCUCGUCGCAGUGAAGGUAAUGGCGACGAUGAUCGAGUCUAAAAAUGACCAGGUAUACACGAGUAAAAUAUUGCCUGCUUGGUUUUUUUUUUUUUCACAUUAAGCUAACUUGUUUAAUAAGCACUGUUUUGCAUUGUUUUGCCCCCCCUCCCCCUCCUGGCACUUCCUGCGCACUUCAUUUGCUUGCUGGCAAGCAGUGCGAUUGUUUGCAAGCUGCAGGUUUUCAAGCUCGUGCAGUCAUUUCCGGUUUAGACUACUGGUGUCGUUAGGACUGAAACUUAUAGCAUGUAGGGGAGAAAAAAGAAAUUGCGAAACAGCUUCGUUGGGCACCCUGUACAGCGUGCUCAUCUGCAUAAGUGUGAAGGGCCAGUGCAAUCUGCGGGAUGUUGUUUUUUGUGUAGGCAUGAUUGGGGUUGUUUAAUGAGCGUCCUGUAUUACCCUGUGAUUUCCGAGCGGGAGCAGCCUAACUAAAGCCCCUGCAUCCACGCGCCACCGCCGCUUUCUUAAGUAGCGACAACCUUUGUUGUGCGCUGCCUUUUCCCCUCACACCAAAUCCGGUUCCGUCAUUUCCGGUUUCAAGAUUUCCGGUUCCGGCAUUUCCACUUCCUGGAAUUGCGCUGCGGGAAUUUCCACUUUGACUGCUGUUAGACAAUGGUGAGACGCCCGCGCGUGCUUAGCAGAGCUGUGGCAGUCACCAUGAGAAGAAUGCAAAAGCUGUUGUAAUCCGCUGAAGUAGUAGUUCAUGGUCGCUGUUUUCUAAAUGCACGAAAAACGGCAGUGGUCUCCAAGUGCACAGGCACUACAUUCCACUGUACGUAGUCUCUCGUGACACAACCUGUCGCAGGUUGACGCGAAGCAGCGAACACAAUCGGAUCGUUGAUUACAAUAGGCGGUGGUUCUUGGAUGGAAUCGCAUUCACAGUUUAAACCGCAGCUGGUGCAGUUAAAGCCUCUCCAUCGACGCGAAAGUAAACAACGCUAGAAAAAACAAAAAAAAAACAUAGCAUCACUUCCACUCGGAACAGGAAGCUGCAGCUACAUAAGUUCCGCUUGACGCCGGAAGCUAAGGGGGUGAGUGGGAGAGGAGUGUGGAGGAGGAGGGUAGGUUGGCGGUACUUAAACUGGUCGGCGGAAACGUGUAUGGAGGGGCUUUAAGCAUAACGAGGCAAUUAUAACUCUAUACACGCAGCAACCAGUCACUCAAUCUUGUAUUCAGUGACAAGACUUUUUUUUUCUUGAUAGUUAAACAGGGAAUGUUGGAAACGGGUAUCGUGUAGCAAGCCAAGCCAAGUUUUUUUUUUAUAUACAUAUAUUUUAGCUUCUUGUUUGGCAGCACUUCAUUCAACUUUGUUAUCGUGAUGUGGAGCGAACACAGAAGUGCAUAUCUAGUGUGUAUAAGAAAAACCUUUUUAUAACUGGCGACAACACCUGCUGUUUUGUUAGAGCAGAAAACUCGUAUGAAUGCAUGGGUACUGUUGAAGGCUGUGCAUGCCCAUAAUAAUAUUGCUUGUACAUAACUAGCUGGAAAGCGAGAUAGUCAACAUGUUUCAAAGAUCUUGCUAGUUUCUCAGUACGAUUCUUUUGUGUACUCUUGUGGACAACAUUGCAGUCUUCUCUUGCAAGGCUGCUUUUUUAACUGUAGUGACCAAGAAGUCACUUCAGUGCAGCUGUCAAUAAAAUGUGCGUUGCUGUCCUUUUUGGAAGUUGAAUUAUGCAGAUGACCUAGCCAAGUACUUUUAUUAUUCUUUUGUUGAGAACCGUCGUGCUCGAUUUUUGUUGCUUUUUCUCAUGUUGGCACAUAGAGAAGACUACUGGUUGAACUUCGCAUAAGUCACUAUGCAAAACUCCUCGACAGAGAGUGUGAACUCUUUCUUGGGAAAGAGAAAGAAGAAUGUCCACAGUGAUGUUUUACUUGUCAGUCACUUCACACAUUUGAGGAAGUGGUCAUGUCCUCAGAUACGAGAAUGACUGGGGGAACAGUUCAGGCCUAGCACAAGGGUGAGGUGCGAUAUAUCUCAUUCUCCGUACGACUGGCUCCCCGUUCUUGUGUAUUAGCGCAGUACAAUUCGCUCCUGCAGUGUGUGCAACUGGGGAACGCUGCAUGUGAAUGCCUUGGGGCAGUUUCUACGUACACGUGUUCAAAUGGAACCUUGCCACUGCAGGUGUUAGACUGCGCCGAGAUGCUCCAGCGCCCAAGGAACCAAGUUUCAGUGCCUUGAAAGUGUUAACGUACGGACAAAUGUUGGGUGUGUAUUGAGUGCGCAUCAUGCCCAUGAGACUUGCUGGUGGCUACAGCUAUGGUCGAGGAUAUUUUAAUGCUUUUCCCCUUGCUACCCUGCAAGAAAUUGCGCUGACUGUCGUCCAAAGGAGAACAAAUUUCCUCUGUGGCGCUCGCCUUACGAAAGGUUCACCAACCCAACGUUGAAAAAUGCUUAACCAGUCCACAGGGCAACUUUUUAACAGAUGUGAAGCUAGGUUGUGCAUGAGAGCUGGGCCAGCUUUUUAAGAGACAUGAAGCGAGGCCCAUGCAUGGCCUUGGCAGUUGGGGUGAGGGAUUGUUCCUGGCUGACGCUGGCGGUGAAUUGGUAUGCAAACCACUGCAUUGCUCGAAACAUUGUGCAACAUGUGGACCCCCAUUUAUGACAUUGAGGACAGCAACAAGUCGCGAUGCAACCUGUCCUUGCAUACCAAGCAUUUCAUUGUUUUUCUAGUGAUGUCACCAUACCAAAGUGCCACAAUUCCUGAUGAUGACAUUUUUUAAAGGAUGGCAAGGGCAGUGUAAGCGAAAACUUCCUUGGCCUUGUAAUGUGUCGCAUCUACACAGAUUGCUUUGUGCAUGAACUUGUUUCACAGUGCUGCCGAUGAACUGCCGACCAUUUCUUUUUUGUCCCUUCUGACAUGUUACUUUCUCGUUCUCGCUUAACUGUUGACGUAGUCUGUGCAUACUGCUAGUCAACUGUGUGAUGCUCGUGACCAGUGGCUGACUGUAGUCAAGAGAGCGGUGUGCCUUUUCAGUGUCUACGAGUGAGCUGUAUGAGUGGCCUUCUGCUUAUGUUGUGUAAACUCACAUACGCUGUCUUCCUUUCUCUGCACUACCUGUCUUGACCGUGCACUUGUAUGUUGUUGUUGUUAGAACGCUCAGCAGCACACACUUUUGCAAGGAACUGCGGUGGGGCUCCAAUGAGUGCUGAUCCGGAGCCUGACGUAUGUCGAAACUGAGAUGCUCUGGCGACGCUGGCAAACAGCUUUGUUGGAGUUAUGGUGUUGCUCUGACAGGCAGUUUUGGUGACUUUGGCAACACGAUGAAGCGAAUGCACAUGCUUAUUUUUCCCUUUGUUGCUUGGCAAGUUUUCUCAACUUAGCUGUUAUGCAGACAGUCGCACUUCUGCUCUUCAACCAUUGUGAACAGUUUUGUUACAAUCCCAAUUCUUUCAAGUCCCCCCUCCCCCCGUAGCAUGUUAGUGGCCAGAGCUCUUCUGCUUUGUUUCGCUGAACUGUUCAUUUUGUGAACAACUAUGGGUCUCAUGCAGUCACCAUUGCAGCUUUGUGCUUCCGUAGAGGAGUCAGCAUGCAGAAUGCAGCUUUACAAAAAUGCUGUGUGCUGCUUCCGCAUCAUGUGUGCUCUUGCUUGCUGAAGAUUUUAUAAAUAUCUGCGCCCACAUUUGCAAAUUUUCUUUUAUGCAAGAACAUUUAAUGUGUGCUCGGUGUUUGGGCACCCUCUCCUCGUGAUCGGCAUGAUAUCGAGAUUAUCACUAUGGCGACAACCAUUCUUGGUACCAGAGCACUUGCAUGAGAGAAGGCUUGCAAAUUACGUGGUACGGUUUAUCUUACAUGAGCCAAUCAUGCACAUGGGCGCAACGUUUGUGGAAGGAUAUGCUCGCCAUUGCGUUUGAACUGGUUGGCGAUGUUGCAGGGCUGUUGCUCAUCUUCCUUUGUUUUUUCUAUUCAUCUGGAGGUGCGACGCCUCCCGGUUGUCCAUAGUGAUGCACCGUACCAUGUGGCUCAGAAAAAUGUUAGCCUCUCUAGCUGUGCCUCUGUCCCACUAUGACAACUGGAACUUUUUGAGCGUACUCACAUUCAGAAGUGUGUAGUACACCAAGUCACAACAGUUCCCUGUUGAUUUAAUGUGCAGUGCACAUAUGUCAGUGUUGCUGUACGAAAAGCAGCUGUAAAAAAAUGUCUCGGGCACAAAAGUUUUAAAAAGUCCCACUGCUUUGUCUCAAUAUGCUAUACAAACCUGUCGGAUCCAAUUAAGACCAACAAAGACUAAUUGUGUUCCAUGAAGAUAGUAAAUGCAGCUCUUUUCCUAUACUUCACUUGUCUAACAGCAUAAUGUGUAAAACUGAUGCUUAAAAAUCAUGCAUAGCAAAUGAAGGCAUUGCAGAAGUUGGUGUUGUGCAGCUGUCUUCACAACACUUUCCUAGCAACUCAUCCACGGACAUUGAAAACCAGCAAAUGCAUGCCAUUCAGAAAGUUAAACUGAAAAUCAGUGCCAUUAUUUAAAAAAGAAUAGGUAAUGCCAGUCUUAAACCAGCCAGGUGGCGACAGAAGUACAGCAUGAAGGCUGCAAUGCCCUCUUGCCAGCUGGUUGUGGCCAACAUUUCAGAAGACUGCUUUGCUGCUUCUAGCUUGCACAUUCAAGUACAAGAUGCAGUUGACUGCCAUCUUUGAAGACCAGUACCAUACUUAACGAGAAAAUUUUGUUUCAUUUUUCCCACACAGUGGGCAAUGACAGAAGGAAAGGCAGACAAAGUUUGAUAGUAUGUGCCGUCUUCUGUUGAAAGUUUGUUGGCUGAAAUGUGAGCUGAGACUCCUUUCUGAAAGUGAGCCAUGGUUUGUGCAGCAGAUGCUGAAGGACGUGUUAGGCUAACUCGGAUGCAGAAACGUAAUCCUGGUAGCUCAUUUGUACACAGCAAAUUAUUAAUCUUAGAAAGGCUUAGGUAUUAGUGGCUCUUUUUAUAUCCCAAUCCAUAGCCCAACAUGCUGCCAACUUGCAGGCAAGGAAAGUGUUACAGAGACUAAUACAGACACGGAACACCCUGGCCGAUGAUUUUGGUUGAUGCCUUAGAUGUUUGCAUGUAGCUGCACUUUUCUCCUUCCUGUUGCUAUGACCUUUCUUCAAUAUUAUUUACAGGUAGUUGAGUAUUAGCAGUUACAUAGGAGCUGGGCUACAUUUUUUUGUUUGAAUAGAUCCUAGCAUUCCAUGUGUUUCAUAGAGAACAACCUAGCCACUUUGUUGUACAAAUGAGUCAGCUUGUAAGGUAGCCAUUGUUAAAAAAAAAUAAAAUGUUGCAUCAGUGCUAA
Messenger RNA from Dermacentor andersoni, 10861 nucleotides. RefSeq names its product clustered mitochondria protein homolog (gene clu). The record is from RefSeq and is a predicted model, not a curated record. Gene Ontology annotation, biological process: organelle organization; intracellular distribution of mitochondria. Gene Ontology annotation, cellular component: cytoplasm. Gene Ontology annotation, molecular function: protein binding; mRNA binding. Lineage: Eukaryota; Metazoa; Arthropoda; Arachnida; Ixodida; Ixodidae.